UUCGGUCUUGGCACGCGCGGUCCGAAUUGGGCAGUUUUUCUCCCCCCAAAAAGUCAGCCCAAAGGUAGCAGCAGCCAGCUAGCCCCCCAGCGAGACUUCCAGCGGACCGCAGCCCGCUUUUUCAACCAUCUCCACCUCCUUGCAUCGGCCGCGCGUGUCGCCAAACGCCUAAACGAAAGAAAGAAAAAAAAGUCUGCCCUGCUGCUCAGCCGGGCUAAACAAAGCAGCCAAUAUGCAUCGAGGCCUCACAAGGCGGUUUUGUUGUUGGGAAUUGAAUUUAAUGUCGACAAAAAAAAAGGAGAGAAAAAAGUUGUUUUGUUUAUCCACAAUGCCAGCUGGGCUGGCUGA
Messenger RNA from Pyricularia grisea, 348 nucleotides. RefSeq lists its product as uncharacterized. The transcript has a single exon. The record is from RefSeq and is a predicted model, not a curated record. The annotation marks the transcript as partial. NCBI's taxonomy places the organism in Eukaryota, Fungi, Ascomycota, Sordariomycetes, Magnaporthales, Pyriculariaceae.